Molecule: messenger RNA, 2145 nt
Organism: Stegodyphus dumicola
Lineage: Eukaryota; Metazoa; Arthropoda; Arachnida; Araneae; Eresidae
Product: cell adhesion molecule Dscam1-like
Biological process (GO): dendrite self-avoidance; homophilic cell-cell adhesion; axon guidance
Cellular component (GO): plasma membrane; axon
Molecular function (GO): cell-cell adhesion mediator activity
Source: RefSeq, a predicted model, not a curated record
CAGGUGUACGACAAUGGAUCCCUGACGUUGCAAGAAGUGUCCGAAAUCGACGGAGGUCAUUAUUUAUGCCAGGCAUCUAAUGGAAUUGGUGCCGGACUAAGCAAAGUCAUUCAUCUCACUAUCCAUACACCUCCAAAAUUCGAAGCCAAGUUCAUAAGCCAUACGGUUCCAAAAAACAAAGCAGCUGAGCUGAAAUGUGAAGCUGUUGGCGAACUUCCUAUCCGAAUCAAGUGGGAAAAAGACAAGCAGCCGUUAGAUCCACAAACGAUGAAGCGAGUAUCUUCAGUAGAAGAAUCUGGGGCACAGUCUGCAAUUUCAAAGCUCAUCAUCAAGGAUACCAGCCGGUCUGACUCGGCUCUGUACACGUGUUUGGCAUCCAACCAGUUUGGAACCGAUGAAACGAACAUUCAGUUGGUGGUACAAGAGCCACCGUCACCACCAGUUGAUCUGAUUGGCAAAGAAAAAAGUAGUCGAUCCGUAGUACUGAAUUGGUCUUCUACGUUUAGUGGCAAUAGUCCUGUAACAAAGUACACUGUACAGUUCGAUAAUUCCAGCAAAACCAACUCGGAAGGGCGACUGAAAGAAACCGUAGUACCAGGGUCUGAGACCAGUGCUGUAAUUCGAGGCUUACUGCCCGCCACGUCCUACAAAUUCAGAGUUCUGGCCGAAAAUGUCAUGGGAGUUAGUGAGCCAAGUGAAUUUAUUACCGUAGUAACCGAAGAAGAAGUACCUGGUGGCCCUCCGCUUGAUGUUGAAGUUCAUCCCACAGGAUCUCAAUCCUUAAAAGUUACAUGGAAGGCUCCUCGCAAAGAUUUGCAGCAUGGCACAAUCCAUGGCUAUUACAUCGGUUACAAAGUUGCUGAGACUGAUGAUCAGUUUCAGUAUAAGAAUGUAGAAGCCACAGAUGGACAAGAACUUAGCUAUUUGACAAAUCUCCGCAGGCUUACUAAAUAUAAAGUAAUCGUACAAGCUUAUAACAACAUAGGAGCUGGUCCUAGAUCAGAUGAAGUUUCUGCCACAACACUAGAAGCUGCACCUCCUACAUCACCGCUUUUAACCCUCCAUUCUGUGACAUCAACGUCUCUGACUGUGGUUUGGGACAGACAGUUAGACGACAUAGGAAUAAGAGAAUACAUAUUGCAUUAUAAGACAGAAGGUGGUGGCGACGGCUGGAAAGAACAAAAGUUAAGUACCAGUGGGAAUAAGUAUACUCUCGAAGGACUGCGGUGUGGUACCGGAUAUAGGUUGUACAUGACUGCUACUAACAGCUUAGGAACUGGUGAACCAAGUGAAAUUAUAUCUGCUAGAACUAAAGGAGCAGCUCCGGUUUCUCCUCAAAAGGAUGCUUUCAUUACUGUGAAUUCAACAUCUGUGACUCUUCAUUUUGGAGCAUGGUCCAGCGGUGGCUGUCCAAUCCUGCACUUUUCAGUUCACUUUCGGUUUCAAGGACUUUGGAAAGUAGUCGCCGAAAGAGUGGAUGCUUCCCAGACAUCUAUGGAUGUCAGGCAUCUUGCUCCUAACCGGGAAUACACUCUAAGAGUUUCAGCCCAUAGCGAUGCAGGGACAACAGAGGCAGAGUACAGGUUUACCACUCUCAACAUUACGAUGCCGCCUCCUGUUUCGAAAGGUUACAUACCGCCACUAUUGUCGGACACUUUAUCUCUGCCAUUCUACAAGAACUUAACUGUUUUACUACCGGUUGUUAUUUCCGUCGUUGUCUUACUAAUUGUUGUUAUUACAGUCAUUAUGUGUUUACGGAGGCAAGUAGACACCGGAAGCAUGAGCGAAGACAGCCGGAAAGGCAGGAAUGGCGAGCACAUGGGUUUGAGUGAAUUUCCUCAAAAGAGUAUAAAAGACCAUGAUGGCUACGGCGGUAAGUCGUCCUACUACUCUUCACCCGCGAGGAAACCACUCGCUAUGGCGUCCGGAUCUCAAAGAGGAGUUCCAGGAGACACAUCUCUAACAAUCAAAAAGUAUUCAGGCUGGUCCUGAUCCCUUCGUAGUGAUCUUCUAUGAACUCAUUGAAUCAAAAAGCUGCUGUUUAUUGGAAGAAUGGAAUCCCUUAUUUUAAACGUUCAUCAUGUUGUAUUUUUCACUAAUACAUGUCCAUUGUUUGUAUAUUCAAUAAAUUUUAAUUGUACACAA